This is a messenger RNA of Babjeviella inositovora NRRL Y-12698, 1177 nucleotides long. RefSeq lists its product as uncharacterized. The transcript has a single exon. The record is from RefSeq and is a predicted model, not a curated record. The coding region runs from base 200 to 1177 and encodes 325 amino acids. NCBI's taxonomy places the organism in Eukaryota, Fungi, Ascomycota, Pichiomycetes, Serinales.
CAAAGUUACGCCUGUACGAUUGGAUCACAACCGCACGUUUCGGAGAUUAACAAUCAGAUAGUUCUCCACCAAACUGUCUCCCAAACUUUUAUACUCCGACACCUAUUACACCGCUCCGGCUUUUGAAGUGAGGCAGAGGUUUGAUACUCAGAUAAGUGCCGCAAUAGAUACCCACUUCCUGGUUGAGACCGAUUUAAAGAUGGAUUCGAGGAGUUUGAGCCUUCCCUCUUUCCAAACCCUAACCCGGGAACUUCCAAAUAUAUCUCCAGAAUUUGGCAUUGACCCUCUUGAUACAGGUACCAGGGAUAAUAUAUCUCUCGGUCUUUUGCUAGCUACACCUCACCAGAAUAAAGUCACCAGAAUCCAAGAGGCAAACCCCCAGAUCGCUCGCCCCUUCCCCCGAGACCUUGAACUAUUUAAUGGUACAAAGAGGUUCCAAAUGCAUCGGGCAAAGGAGGGAAAUGCAUACCCAAGACUACGAUCGUGCAUGUUUAAACCCCUAAUCCCACGAGAUUCAUCUGGUAGAGAACAGACUCCACCAUCAAGUACUAGUGGGAGAUCAUACACCCUUCUCUUAAGUGAGUACAAACAGCUUGUGAAUCUUUAUACGAGGCUUGCCAGAGAUUCACGAAAAGCUUUGGAGAAUACCACCGCGACUAUACUAGACCUUCAGAGCACUUCUAGGUCUAGUAAAGAGGCUUUGCAAGCUCAACUGAAAGUUAAUGAUAAAGUCAUAUUGGCCCUAGUUAAUCUCAGAGAUACGCUACAAACGUUUCCUAAGCAGAAAGACUUAGAACUACAGGAGGUAGACCAGGCAUUGGGUAUGAUUAUAAACUCCCUCUCAUACGGGAACGACCCCUCAUCUAUAAACCCUGAGCCCAAGGAAUUAAUGUACCGUACCACCAUAAACCAUGCAGACAUGAGAGAUGACCAAAAAGACAAGGGAAAGGCAGCUGAUUCGAUAUCUGAAGAAAUUCCAGCUCUUAGACUCAGCUUUGAGAACCAAGCUCAAUAUUCUUUGUUUGAAGAUACUACAACCAAAGCCCUGGAGUUUCACACCGAGGACGGAGGGAAACUUGAUGUUGAUACUGAUUGUGAAAGCUUGGUAUUCGACGACAAUGGAAUCAUCAGAGAAUAUUCUUAUUUUGUGCUUCCGUGGUCAAGCACCUAUACAUAA